AGAGCUCAUCUCAACCCUUGCCGUCCUUCAUUUUCCGCAAGGCUGAAUCAUACCUCAAUCUUCAGAAUGUCAAGCCAGUCUGCUAUCAAAUCUGAAGUCAAUGAACUUGCUUCCAAGUCUAUCGAUACUUCCAAACCAAUCACGACGAUCACUACACAUCAACAAUAUCAUUCAUCAGGUCUAAAUGAAUCUGAUUUAUUAAACGAUCCAAUCGAACUCUUUCAACGUUGGUUUAAAGAAGCGCGAGACUCUAACUUAGUUUCAGAACCCGAAUCAGUUUGUCUUUCGACUUCUACUCCCGACGGUCGAGUGUCAAGUCGAUUUGUACUUCUUAAACGGAUCGAUAAUCGAGGUUUUGUUUUCUUUACAAAUUAUGAAAGUCGUAAAGGUCAAGAAAUGGAAUCUAAUCCUAGAGCUUCAAUGGCUUUUUAUUGGGGUCCACUUCAUCAACAAAUUCGUAUCUGUGGUCAAACUUCUAAGAUUUCGAUUUCUGAAACUGCACAAUACUUUAAUACGCGACCGAUCGGAUCUAGGAUUGGAGCUUGGGCUAGCCCCCAAUCUAAGGUAUUAUCAACUCGCGAUCAAUUGAUGAACAUCGUUUCCGAGCGAGAGAAAAUCUUUGGGGCGGAAGUCCCAGUACCAUCACAUUGGGGAGGGAUUUUACUUGUUCCGGAUGAAAUUGAGUUUUGGGUUGGUCGACCAAAUCGAUUACAUGAUCGGUUUCGUUAUGAACGUACCUUGUCCGAGGAUGGAAAUGUCUGCUCAGCAUGGACGAAAAAUCGUUUAGCACCAUGA
Messenger RNA from Melampsora larici-populina 98AG31, 795 nucleotides. RefSeq lists its product as uncharacterized. The record is from RefSeq and is a predicted model, not a curated record. Gene Ontology annotation, biological process: pyridoxine biosynthetic process. NCBI's taxonomy places the organism in Eukaryota, Fungi, Basidiomycota, Pucciniomycetes, Pucciniales, Melampsoraceae. Bases 67 to 795 code for a protein of 242 amino acids. Gene Ontology annotation, molecular function: FMN binding; pyridoxamine phosphate oxidase activity. The transcript has 2 exons.